Messenger RNA from Haliotis rufescens (red abalone), 4913 nucleotides. Its product is annotated as parathyroid hormone/parathyroid hormone-related peptide receptor-like. The coding region runs from base 2265 to 3845 and encodes 526 amino acids. Gene Ontology annotation, cellular component: plasma membrane. The transcript is spliced from 16 exons. The record is from RefSeq and is a predicted model, not a curated record. NCBI's taxonomy places the organism in Eukaryota, Metazoa, Mollusca, Gastropoda, Lepetellida, Haliotidae. Gene Ontology annotation, biological process: adenylate cyclase-modulating G protein-coupled receptor signaling pathway; cell surface receptor signaling pathway. Gene Ontology annotation, molecular function: G protein-coupled peptide receptor activity; peptide hormone binding.
ACUUGGACGUGGCGUGGCCGAGUUUGAGAAGUUGUACAGUAAAUCUCCCCCUUUCCCCACCCCACGGGGAAUAAGCCGCUCAUCCCACGGGGAAUCUGACUGAUCCACGAAGGAUUGAACCAGGGAGAGCCCGACGCUGCCAGAUGGGCUUACAGCCAAACAUGGCGUUAUAAAAUGGGCGGACGGACUACAGGGGAUUGAGACUGAAAUUAAAACGGCAUAUAAUGUCGUUAGUUUAAGAAAUUAAACUGGUCAGAUGUAAACAACACAAUUAUGAAGUCUAGGGUAAGGUUCACCUUGUUUAAAAUCGGACUUGGGGGCAUUUCAAAUGUCGACGACGGAAUGGCCUGUACAACAACACAUUGACAUUCAGGACAAGUGCCACUAUCAACGUUGAUGGUCACAGAAUCAUGCCGUUAUAAAACUCGUGCUGUAUACACGUGUAGCUGAAGGGCUCGUUGAACCACGCGAUAGUGGGUUCAUUCAGAAAUCCGGUCUAUUAUCAAAGCCGUGACUACUCCGAACCUACAAGAUACCCCAGAGCAGGGUUCGCCGAGGUUUUGAAUCCAGGGAAGGCAGGGCUACCUUUCCAAGGCACAUCUACCCUGCAGCCACAACUGUCAAGUUGGCAAGAUGAGAAACUGCGCUAAAAAUGAAGAAAAUUAAGCUAAAUAUAGGAAUACCACAAUUUACUAAAGGAUCAGACGCACGUGACAAAUGUGUAUGCUAACUAGUUCCCCGAGAGACAGCUGUUCUUAAAGACGUUUUCGGUAGGUACGAUUCGAAUACGGAGUCAUUGCGUUUCUUCAGUGGACGUCCAGCUGUAGUGUAGUCGAGCCUGGGAUGCUGCACGUUAAUGGUAUUCCCUUAUUAAUUUAAACAUCUCACUUGGUUGACUACCGAGUUCGACAGGGAAGUUUUUGUUUAAAGAGGGUGGACACUAAAAUACAAAGACGAUCUACCCCAAGACAACUUGCGCAUCCGUGGACACUUGUAAGUGAAAGUUUUCCGCUUAAUACAAUUGUACAACUGAUUGUAUCCGGCAAUGUACAACGGUGGCUGAGAAUACUGGGAAAGAAGACCCCACACUUCUGUUAUCGUGUUCCACAACAGUGUUGCUCAGCUGGAUCACUGGACACCGAGCUGUAGGAUUGUGUCGGGCCUACCACACAAUCCCUGCACAGUUUAAGUGACCGAACUGUUUUAGCAUCUGCGGGUCCCAAAGGCGCUAAGCUUCCUGAACAGAGAACUCCGCUCGACAACAAUUACAGGUUGGCUGUAGACGAAGGGUGGCAGUAGUCGCCGGCAGGGCGAAGAUAUUCAACUGUACAAGACUACGCCCGACUGCCGAUUACGCUGAAUGGAGACUGUUCACAAGAAUCCAUUCUGUGUGGACAUAUUCGAUCUGUAUUAAGGCUAUUUUUGGCGGCAUCAUAUAAAUGUGUUUGCACCGGAUUUAACACAGCGCUACCCAACACAGUACCACACUUCCAUAAGAUUCCCCCAAACAACGCCACUGUGAAUAUUCUGCAGCAAAGGAUAUCAUCGUCAACAUCGUUUGUGCAGAGGUUUAAGUAACAGCUCACGGCGUGUUGUGGCCCACUUUACCAAUGUGUGUUCAAUACUCGGAAAUGGAGCCGGCGAUUUAGGCAGCACCUUUCCUGGAACUAAAACUUGAAAGUUUCUUGUAAUUAACCCGACUUGACGUCGCUUGCAAGAUGAGACUUUUAAUUGGGUAAGCUGGCAGCAGUCUGUGAUUUACCCACUGGAUGGACAAACGUUAUAAAGACAGUCUUUCUGAGUUCCUCACGAUCCAAAGAAGAAGCGAGCUGAGCGACUUUGAUGUCAUUGAUGGUUAUUUCUAUAUGGAUCAAUGACGACAGACCGAGGAGACCCAAGGCGACCUGCAGAAUGCCAUCGCCCUAUUAUCUGUUGGCUCCUUGAUCACAAGUACAGGAUUAGAUGUCAACAUCGCCUGGAAAUACCAAAAGGUCUAGGGGAAACUCAAUAUCUACUUUCUGUGAUUACGAGGCUCUCGCACUUCAUUAAACCGGAAGUUAUAGCCUCCCCUGGAUUGUGUGAACUAUCUUGGGAUUAGGAAAUUCCCUUUUCCGGUCACAGAUUCAUGAAUUGUUUAUAGUUUAUUGUCAGUAAUGUGAUUUAUUUGAUGUAUGAAAACUUCGCACGAAGAGGAUCAGAUAGAAUAGUAUUGUGCGUGACCCAUAUAACUCGCUGAGCUGUGUGCCUGAUUGAACCCCACUGAGAUGAAUAUGGCCAUCUUCCUACCAUCCUCUAUUUUAUGCAGUUCAGUUCUUCUUUUCGUCUUGACACUCCCAAACUCUGUUACCAUGACAGCGACAAUGGAUGACCCAGCUAGCAAGCAGCGGUUUAGGCUGGUCAUGGCCAAUAUCACCUGCCAGAAGCGGAUUGCCAACACGAGCGUCCCUUCAACAGGCAUCCACUGCAACAUGACGUUUGACAAAAUCAUGUGCUGGCCUUACACACCUGCAGGAACUGUUGCUAGGCAACCUUGUGCUGACUACGUCAAUAACUUCAUCACCACGGCAUUCGCCACCCGGCGUUGCAUGGAGGACGGGUCCUGGUGGUUCAACCCGAAGGAGAACAAGACGUGGAGCAACUACACCGCCUGUGUGCCUGGACCGCUCAAACAAGUGGAUCCACUCAUCAAGGAACACAUUGAGAUAGUGAUGCUGAUCUCCCGCCUCGGCUACAGCAUAUCCCUGGCGAUACUCCUCCUCGCAAUUGUGCUGAUGCUUAUCUUCAGGAGACUACACUGUCAGCGCAACAUCUUGCACGUCAAUCUCUUCGUCUCAUUUGCCCUGCGCGCCAUGCUGUGUCUGUUGAAAGAGACGGUGCAGGGAACGGGAACAGACGUGGAGUCGCGCCACGCGGGGACGUUGCCCACGGUGAAGGAGACGCACUGGGAAUGCAAGCUGCUGUUCACUCUCCUACACUAUGCCCUAGGGGCCAACUACAUGUGGAUCUUCGUGGAGGGCCUCUACCUCCACACACUCAUCAUUCUAGCCGUCUUCUCACACAAGCGGGUCUUCAAGUGGUACAUCCUUCUCGGUUGGCUGACGCCCCUGCUGUUCGUCAUCCCGUGGGUUAUCGUCAGAAUCUACCUGGGUGACACUCUAUGCUGGAACACCCACGAAGGCGGCUACUACUGGAUACUUAAGGCGCCGAUAAUAGCAUCAAUAUUCGUGAAUUUCUUCUUCUUCAUCAACAUCAUCCGGGUCCUGUUCACAAAGCUGAUGGCCAACAACGCCCGCGACCCCCGCCGCUACAGGAAACUGGCCAAGUCGACGCUGGUACUGAUCCCCCUGUUCGGCGUCCACUACAUCAUCUUCAUCAUCAUACCCGACGAAGUCGCGCCGCAGCUCAAACUUAUCAAGUUCUACACAGAGACCAUCUUUAAUUCCUUUCAGGGAGUCAUCGUUGCCUUUUUGUUCUGUUUUCUAAAUGGAGAGGUCCGAGCGGAGAUAAAGAAGAAAUGGGUACGGCAUCGACUGCGCAAUGACAACAGCUUGUGCAGCGGUCGGUCGUCAAGAGCAUAUUCCUCUGCGUCCUUCUUUACCCGAUAUCGUGGUUCAUUGACACAGAACAUUGCUAUGUCCGACAUUUGCCAGUCGGUCACCUCCAUCAACAACGCCAACGGUGACGUCACGCAGGACAAUGACGAUACGACAAUCCAAAAUGGGACGACGAACCCUGGCGGAGAAAAGCAAUGUUCACUUGAUGGAAAUGACGUUGCUAAUUUGUCAGGUAUUCCGGAAGAAUUGGAGGAGAAUACACCUAUGUUAUUUCAAAAUGGCGUCUCGUGAAUACAGCGCGUGACCUUGACCUACGUUGAUAGCGAGCUGCGAUAAGGAAAAAAGAAAUUUGACAGCAUCUUUGCAAUAAGACAAGACAGAAAUGUCUACUUUUUUUCAAGGAUAUACAGAAAGUACAGAUUGGAAUUUAAACCGACACACAAUUAUUAAUAUUGAAAAAUGUGCCCGAAUAAGAUAUGCCACAAAUCUUAUAAUAGAGCCCCAGAGACACUUCCGACUAUUUACAUGUUGUACAUGAGUAGAUGCUGAUAGCAGUGUAUAUAUAGAUACCCCUAUCAAACGUUGAAUCGUAUUCUUAUCCAGGGUACAUAGUAUUCUGUUGCAGAAUUGUAGGGUUGCACGUCGUGUAAAAUGGUCCCCGUGUCUAAACCGGAAGUGUACAGAUGUUUAACGUCUUCGUAUCCAUGGACUUCCGGUGACGGUGAUUGCGGCUACUUCAUCCACCGUUGUCCCAUGUACGGGAUCGUACACAGGAUGUCACUCUUUGCUCAGUAUGUAGUUGAUUCAGGGGUGAUGCGUACAUGAUGUGAGGUUACAUUAAUGUCACAUGCCUGCUUUUAAAAUGGCGACCGUGUCACCUGACUAUGUAUAUGUUCCACCCUGACUUUACAUGAUGCUUUACAGAUGCCAUAUAGCAGGACAUAUACCCCGAAAUGUUUUCAUUAUUUCCUAGUUUGACGUGUGGUUUGUGUUUAUUCAUUGUGAAAUGUGUAUCAUGAGUGUACUACGUGGAAUGUGUUCGCCAUGGGUCAAGAGGUGGUGGACAGAACUUAAGUGAAAUUCUCUCAAAAGUAAUUAUAUAAACUAAAUUAGUUUUAUUAACUUGUUUCCUGCAUAGAAAUAUGUAAUAUUUUUACAAGAGAUAGGAAAAACUCCUCAAACUACGGCUCACUAAAUUAACAUACUUUGAUAUUCCAAUAAAUCGGGGUUUUUUUCAUUUCCCGGUAGCUCCACCAACGUUUGUCUUUGUAUUGAAACGUAUCUGAUUAUUUGCAAGCUAUUUUCAUACAUAAGUAUCACUGAUACACUAACAUAGUAAUUUUACUUUUCUGAGUAUGG